Hylaeus volcanicus is the source of this 1656-nucleotide messenger RNA. Its product is annotated as cell cycle checkpoint protein RAD1-like. Gene Ontology annotation, cellular component: nucleus; checkpoint clamp complex. NCBI's taxonomy places the organism in Eukaryota, Metazoa, Arthropoda, Insecta, Hymenoptera, Colletidae. Bases 656 to 1570 code for a protein of 304 amino acids. The transcript has 6 exons. Gene Ontology annotation, molecular function: 3'-5' exonuclease activity. The record is from RefSeq and is a predicted model, not a curated record. Gene Ontology annotation, biological process: DNA repair; DNA damage checkpoint signaling.
UAGUUCACUUGUUUUGACACGUGAAACAAUUUAUUGGUUAGAACCUAAUACUUGUAAUAUGUUCAGUUAACGUGUUCCCUUUAAUGUUGCUCUGUUUGUAUAAUGUUCAUAAAUUUAUUUGACUUCACAGUAAUUGGUGAAGUAUAAAUAAUCUUCAUGAGUUUCAAUCAACAAUUAUUAAGCAGUGCCUGCAAACCUAAUGUAUGCGAUGUAAAAUAUUUAGAAUUUGUAAAUAAUGCAUUAAGGGAAACGUCAGAAAGUUUUGAAAGGGAACAAAAAUUGUCAGACAAAAUACUAUUAAACCUGUACAAUAUCUUUGGUGGUGUAUUUGAAAGGGCAUUAGAACUUUAUGAACAAGGUCGUGUAACUCAUAUUUAUCCAUCAGAAAAUACUGUAUCUGCAUCUCAUACAGAAAGAAAUAAUGCUAGAUACUUAAUACAAGUUAAAGGAUGUUCAGGAUCAGUUUAUACAUUUUUUCCUGAUAUAAAUUAUUGUGUUUGUGCUUCCUUUAGGUGUCAGGUAUUAAAUGAUAGAUUAUUAUUUACCUGCAAACAUGUUUUAGCAGCUUGGCUUGCAACCAUUACUAAAUAUAAAUUGGUAUAUCAAUAUAUAACAGAGAAACAGUUCCAAAACUUAUUGUAUUAUCAAGUCUCAUAUGAGCAAUAUGUAUCCUGAUAUAGAAAGUUAUAAAUUAGUUGCAAAAUUAGGAAACCUCAAAACUAUAGUACAGUUAUUAAAAGCAAUUAAUUUUCAAGAGAGUGCAACUUGUUUUGGAACUGAAAAUGGUUUAAAAGUAACAGUGGAAGAUGCAAAAUGUAUGCAAGCUAGUGCUUACAUUCCAUCUCACAUAUUUCAAGAAUUUAAGUUGAAGGAAGAUAUAAUUUUUCGAAUAAACCUGAAUGUAUUAGUGGAAUGUCUUUGUAUGUUUUGGAGUAAUAUAAAUUCUCAAGGAAGCUCAGUGGCUUUACAGCUCUUUUAUAAAGGUGUUGGUCAUCCAGUAACAGUUCUUAUAGAAGAAGAUGGAAUUAUAACAGAUUGUUCUUUAAAAACUCAACAGCCUGAUGAAUUGUUAGAUUUUCAUCUUGAACCAGAAAAUGUUUUGAAUAAAGUAGUAUUACAAACUGAAUUAUUAAAAGAUAUUUUAUCAGAACUUGAUCCAACCAGUGACCUUAUCGAGUUGCUCUUAUCGCCUACUGCCCCAUUUUUUCGAAUUAGUACAGCUGGUUUAGCAGGAAUUUGCCAUGUCGAGUUGCCACACGAUGGCGAAUUAAUAGAUAAUUUUCAAUGUAACUCGACGUCAACAUCUAGUUACAAGUUAUCGCAUAUUAAGCCAGCUAUGAAGGCAUUAUUAUAUGCGAAUAAAGUUUCUUUGAGAACCGAUACAUGUGGACUAUUAUGUUUUCAAUAUAUGGUUAAAACCGAUGAGGGACAUACUUGUUACAUAGAAUAUUAUGUAAGAGUUAACUUACUUUCAUGUUAUUCGUACAUUACGAAGAACCGCGUGAAAGUAGCGCGUAAAUACAAUAAAGUAUUGUUUCAGAUUUCACCUGUGAUAGACCCAGACGAAUAGUUGUAUUCUAAAUCAUAAUGGGAUAUACUCAAUCGUUGUAUAAAGUCUCAUAUGAAUUGUAAUUACAAUUAUAUAUUUACAACCGA